Messenger RNA from Acipenser ruthenus (sterlet), 3521 nucleotides. RefSeq lists its product as uncharacterized. Lineage: Eukaryota; Metazoa; Chordata; Actinopteri; Acipenseriformes; Acipenseridae. The transcript has 2 exons. Gene Ontology annotation, molecular function: nucleic acid binding. The coding region runs from base 531 to 2051 and encodes 506 amino acids. The record is from RefSeq and is a predicted model, not a curated record.
CACGCCUAGAGAAGGAUGAGCAAGCGUGUAGGUCUCAGUGUGUCUGUGUGUGUCUCAGUGUGUGUGUUUUAGUGUGUGUGUGUCUCAGUGUAUGUGUGUGUCUCUGUGUGUGUUACUCAGUGUGUGUGUCUCAGUGUCUGUGUGUGUGUGUGUCUCAGUGUCUCUGUGUGUGUGUGUCUUUCUCAGUGUGUGUGUGUCUCAUUGUCUGUGUGUGUCUGUAUGUGUGUGUCUCUGUGUGUGUCUCAGUGUGUGUGUUUUAGUGAAAAAUAAUGUACAUUUCAGAGUUAUACAAAAAGGCCAUUCUCAGGGAACAAACAGAAUCAGACGACAAGUUUCUGAGAGUCAACAGCUUGGGUGAUAGGCGGCUCACAGGACAACAGCUUCAAGCACAGCUUAACACUGGUCGAAGUAAGCAAGUCUCAGUUUCAACUGUGAGGAGAAGACUUUGAGCUGCAGGUUUGACAGGUCGAGUGGCAGUAAGAAAGCCAUUGCUAAGAUGGCAAAAUAAGAAAAAGAGGCUUGCCUGGGCCAUGAAGACUACUGAAGACUGGAAGAAGGUCUUAUGGACCGAUGAAUCAAAAUUUGAAAUCUUCGGUUCAUCACGCAGGGUUUUUGUACGCCGUCGAGUAGGUGAAAGGAUGGUUCCUCGGUGUGUGACACCAACUGUCAAACAUGGAGGAGGAAGCGUGAUGGUCUGGGGCUCUUUUGCUGGAUCCAGAGUCGGCGACUUGCACAGAGUGAGUGGCACCCUGAACCAAAACUACUACCACAGCAUUUUGAGGCGCCAUGCAAUACCCUCUGGUAUACGCCUAGUUGGUCAGGGGUUCAUCCUACAGCAAGAUAAUGACCCAAAACAUACCUCCAGGCUAUGUCAGAACUACCUUAGAAGAAAAGAACAAGACGGUAGGCUUCAAAUCAUGGAAUGGCCAGCAGAGUAUCCAGACUUAAACCCCAUCGAGCUGUUUUGGGAUGAACUGGACAGAAGGGUGAAAGCAAAGCAACCUACAAGUGCAACACAUUUGUGGGAACUUCUGCAACAGUGUUGGGAAGAACUUUCCAAACAAUAUUUGAUUUCCAUUGUAGAAAGAAUGCCACGAGUGUGUUCGGCUGUUAUAUCUGCAAAAGGUGGCUACUUUGAGUACACUGAGACAUUGAACUGCGUAAAUUUCAACAAAAACUGGAAAAAUGGAGGUGUUCUAAAACUUUUGACCGGUAGUGUAUGUGUUUGUAUCUCAGUGUGUCUGUGUCUCAGUAUGUGUGUGUUUCAGUGUGUGUCUGUGUAUGUGUCUCAGUGUGUGUUUGUGUGUCAGUGUGUAUGUCUCAGUGUGUGUGUGUGUCUCAGUGUGUUUGUGUGUCUCAGUGUGUGUGUGUGUCUCAGAGUGUGUGUUUCAGUGUGUGUGUGUCUGUGUGUGUUUCUCAGUGUGUGUGUGCCUCAGUGUGUGUGUGUGUGUCAGUGUGUGUGUGUGUCUCAGUGUGUAUGUGUGUGUGUCUCAGUGUGUGUGUUUCAGUGUGUGUGUGUCUGUGUCUGUGUCUCUCUCAGUGUGUGUGUUUCAGUGUGUGUGUCUGUGUGUGUGUCUCUCUCAGUCUGUGUGUGUCUCAGUCUGUGUGUCUCUGUGUGUGUUUCUGUGUGUGUUUCUCAGUGUGUGUGCCUCAGUGUGUGUGCCUCAGUGUGUGUGUGUCUCAGUGUGUGUUUGUGUGUGUGUCUCAGUGUGUGUGACUCAGUGUGUGUGUGUGUCUCAGUGUGUUUGUGUCUGUGUGUGUUUCAGUGUAUGUGUGUGUCUGUGUGUAUCUGUGUGUGUGUGUGUGUGUGUCUCAGUGUGUGUGUGUGUGUCAGUGUGUGUGUGUGUCUCAGUGUGUGUGUGUGUCUCAGUGUGUGUGUUUCAGUGUGUGUGUCUGUGGGUGUCUCUCUCAGUGUGUGUGUGUGUUUCUGUGUGUGUGUGUUUCAGUGUGUGUGUGUGUGUCUCAGUAUGUGUGUGUGUUUCAGUGUGUGUGUUGUGUCUCAGUGUGUGUGUGUCUCAGUGUGUGUAUGUCUGUGUGUGUGCGUGUUUUAGUCUGUGUGUGUCUGUCUGUGUCUUUGUUUCUGUGUGUGUUUCUCAGUGUGUGUGUGUGUGUCUCAGUGUGUGUGUGUCUCAGAGUGUGUCUCUGUGUGUGUGUGUCUCAAUGUGUGUUUGUGUGUGUGUCUCAGUGUGUGUCUCUCAGUGUGUGUGUCUCAGUGUGUGUUUCAGUGUAUGUGUGUGUGUCUAUGUGUUUGUGUGUAUCAGUGUGUGUGUGUCAAUGUGUGUGUGUGUGUCUCUCAGUGUGUGUGUGUGUCUCAGUGUGUGUGUUUCAGAGUGUGUGUCUAUGUGUGUGUCUCAGUGUGUGUGUGUCUCAGUGUGUGUGUUUCUGUGUGUGUGUUUCAGUGUGUGUGUCUCAGUGUAUGUGUGCGUGUCUCAGUGUGUGUGUGUGUGUCUUAGUGUGUGUGUGUGUCUCAGUGUGUGUCUGUGUGUGUCUCUCAGUGUGUGUGUCUCAGUGUGUGUGUGUGUCUCAGUGUGUGUCUGUGUGUGUGUCUAAGUGUGUGUGUUUCAGUGUGUGUGUGUUUGUGUGUGUCUCAGUGUGUGUGUCUCAGUGUGUGUGUGUGUGUGUGUCUCAGUGUUUGUCUGUGAGUGUGUCUCAGUGUGUGUGUUUCAGUGUGUGUGUGUUUGUGUGUGUGUGUGUGUCUCAGUGUGUGUGUCUAAGUGUGUGUGUCUCAGUGUGUCCCAGUGUGUGUGUCUCAGUGUGUGUGUGUCUCAGUGUGUGUGUGUCUCAGUGUGUGUGUCUCAGUGUGUGUGUGUCUCAGUGUGUGUGUGUGUCUCAGUGUGUGUCUGUGUGUGUGUGUGUCUCAGUGUGUGUGUGUGUCUCUGUGUGUGUGUGUCUCAGUGUGUGUGUGUGUGUGUGUGUCUCAGUGUGUGUGUGUGUGUUUCAGUGUGUGUGUGUUUGUGUGUGUGUGUGUGUUUCAGUGUGUGUGUGUCUCAGUGUGUGUGUGUGUCUGUGUGUGUGUUUCAGUGUGUGUGUGUUUGUGUGUGUGUGUGUCUCAGUGUGUGUGUGUGUCUGUGUGUGUGUUUCAGUGUGUGUGUGUGUGUUUGUGUGUGUGUGUGUGUCUCAGUGUGUGUGUCAAUUUGCCUGUUCCUUGAGUGCAGGUCUCUUAAUAAAGGGUAGUAUCUGUCAAACAGCAAUACUAGGCCCUGAGUGAGCAGCUGUGUUAAUAAAUGUUUCUGAUGUAUUUAUCAAAUCAUUAUUAUGCCAGUUAACUAACUAACUGACAGGUUGUUGCUACAAAAAUUGCUGCUUUUCGACAAGACCCUAUAAAAAUGUACCAUGGUUCCUGUGCCACUGGAUUUUGGAACAAGGUAUGAUGGUAACAGUGUUAAAGUUCAAUGGUGCUGUAUAAUAUAUGUAUACAACCUAUACCACCAAUGGACAAUGACCUAUUAUGGUACUAUAAUGCAGUACAACCAUAAUAACACAAUGGUAUACAGCUACACUAUACCAUAGCACUAGACAUA